This is a messenger RNA of Alternaria incomplexa, 3810 nucleotides long. RefSeq lists its product as uncharacterized. Bases 1 to 3810 code for a protein of 1269 amino acids. NCBI's taxonomy places the organism in Eukaryota, Fungi, Ascomycota, Dothideomycetes, Pleosporales, Pleosporaceae. The transcript is spliced from 4 exons. Gene Ontology annotation, cellular component: EKC/KEOPS complex; cytoplasm. The record is from RefSeq and is a predicted model, not a curated record. Gene Ontology annotation, biological process: tRNA threonylcarbamoyladenosine modification.
AUGAUCGCCAUAGGACUGGAAGGAAGCGCCAACAAGAUAGGUGUCGGUGUCAUCUCCCACCCUGGCCCUAACCAGCCACCGAUUAUUCUCGCGAACCUGCGGCAUACCUAUGUUUCCCCGCCCGGCGAAGGCUUCUUGCCCAAGGACACCGCAAUACAUCACCGAGCAUGGGUCGUGAGGCUAAUCAAGCAGGCUGUGCGUCAAGCGGGAGUCAAAAUUGAAGACAUCGAUUGCAUAUGCUACACCAAGGGCCCAGGUAUGGGUGCACCAUUACAAAGCGUCGCGCUUGCAGCCAGGACAAUCAGUUUACUGUGGGGGAAGCCCAUGGUGGGCGUGAACCACUGCGUUGGUCACAUCGAGAUGGGCCGCUCAAUAACCCGCGCCGAUAACCCUGUGGUCCUAUACGUAUCUGGUGGCAACACACAAGUCAUUGCUUACUCCGCCCAACGGUAUCGCAUCUUCGGUGAGACCUUGGAUAUUGCCAUAGGAAACUGCAUCGAUCGAUUCGCCCGCACACUUAUGAUACCCAACGACCCAUUUCCCGGAUACAAUGUUGAGCAACUGGCAAAACAUGGCAAGAACCUCGUCGAUCUACCAUAUGGCGUCAAAGGCAUGGAUGCGAGCUUUUCGGGAAUAUUGGCUGCAGCCGAUCUCCUCGCGCGCGGACUAGACGAGUCAUUACCCGACGAGAAGAGAUUAAAGACUGAAGAUGGACAGCUGGUCACAAGAGCAGACAUGUGCUUCUCACUGCAAGAGACCAUCUUCGCUAUGCUUGUCGAGAUCACCGAGCGAGCCAUGGCACAUGUUGGCUCACAGCAAGUGCUAGUCGUGGGCGGCGUGGGCUCGAACAUGCGUUUACAGCAAAUGAUGGGCAUGAUGGCAAGAGACAGAGGUGGGAAUGUGUUUGCAACAGACGAGAUGUUUUGCAUUGAUAACGGCAUCAUGAUUGCUCAUGCUGGCUUAUUAGAGUAUGGAACUGGAGUUGAGACGGAGCUGAACGACACGACUUGCACCCAGCGGUUUAGAACUGACGAGAAUGAACAAAGCUCGAUAUCGCAAGCGUCCCGUCAGGUACAGCAGCUUCAACAGAAGAACGAGGCACUCGCACGCGGACUCGCCACAUGUCAAGCUCAUAUUGUUCAGCUCGAAGGGCGACCGACUACUAAGCAAUAUGAUGAUAUCGCCGCAGCGCACGCGCUUGCUAGAGAACGCGUCGACGCUCUGACCACGAAGGCAGAUGCAUUAUCUGGCACAUGUAACCACAAAGAAGCCGUCAUCACCGCCCAGGACUGCGAGAUCGCCGAACUUCUACAGGAUCAGGAAGCCAUCAUCACCGCACGAGACUGCGAGAUUACCGAAUUUCUACAUGAUCAGGAACGAGACAGGAGCGCUCUUGAUACUUUACGCGGAAAGCGCCGAGCGGACCGUAAGACCAUAGACGAUUGGUCACGAAGCAUCGCCGAACUGGAGGCGACAACCCACGAGCAGUCAAGCACUAUUGAUAUGCUUCGCAAGGACAAUAGUUGUUUGGAAGCUAAAGUCCACGGCUUAUCCAAAUUCAUCACCGAGAAAGAUGAGGAGCUAGCACGGCUGAAGCUAGCUCUCGACGCAGCCACUGCCAUGAACGGAAACCAUGCCGCCCUACCCAUAGGCAGCGACGCAAUUGCUUGCAAUUGCAAAGCCAACAUGGUGAAGCAAACCAGUACAUAUCGAAAGCUUUCCGACCAUUUUGCGGAGAAAAGCAAACUCUGGGAAGAUACCGAGGAGAAUGUCAAGCGUGCAGCCCUCAUCGCCCAAGCGGAGACUCGUAACAACCACGCAAACUGGGUGCAGAUCUUACAGAAGAAAGACGCCGCCAUCGCUGGUCUAGAGACUACACUAGACGCAGCAAUGGCCAAAGGAGACCUAGCCAAGCAUACCCAGCAUGCCAUCAAGACGCAUCAAGCCUUGCGUAAGAAGAACGCAGCAUUGAGCAAAGACAACAAGGACUUGAAGACGGAUGUACAGAACCUACUCGAUGUCAACCAGUCGAAUGCAGAUCGACUGACCGCGUAUUUAAAGAAGUUAGAGACGCUGCAGGACGAACGGAUAGAUGCGGUCAACCAAGCUGCGCAGCUUACUGACCAACAGACGAAGCUUACCAAGUACGCUUCGGAUUUGCAGAAGGUCAUCGCUUCUGCAGCCGCCAAGGUAAAUCAGGAAGAUGUCUCCAACAUUGCAGGCUGCGUUCCACGAGCCACUGUUAACGGCAUCGUGGCAGAGGCUAUAGCGGAUUACUACGCGCAGGCAGAACAACUUCGUGCUCAGCUUCAGCAGGAGCAAGAGACACGUCGACACAUUCAAGCCAAAUUGGACCAGUGUGAUAAGGAUCUCUUCACAUACCAGACCGAGGAGCAAGAUUGCUUAGCGAAGGUAGCUGGGCUUGAACGCAAAGUGCAGUCACUGAAAGCACAGGAAAAGAUUCUCGAAGACCAAAUCCAGAACUGUCAUGCCUUGGUCAGCGCUACACACACCACCAGUAGCCCACAUGCUUUCGAAAUGCAUCGCCUGAUCCUCACCCAGAUUCACCCACUCCAAACAGAGAACAGGAAAUUCAUCGCCGAGAAUCACAAACUCCUGAAAGAUGUUGAUAGGUUCAAGCUUGAGGCGCUCGAUACACGCGCCAAGUGUGAAUGCAGGAUCGACAACUACCGCGCAUGGUACAAAGACUUCGAGAUGCAUUACUGGCACGUCGCAGUCGUCGAGCGUGAUAGCUUGCACGAUGAACUUGCGUAUUGGAAGAAGAAGUGUGGCAAAGAACACUUUUACUGCUCCACGGCUUCUAGCCGCUUAGUUCACGACAGACGCUUGCUACAGUUUGCGCUACGAGAAGACCACGGCCUCACCAAGAGCAUGCUGCCCAAGGAGUACUUCGAUCCAGACUUUCUCAAGGGCUGCCACUCAGCAGUCGAACUGGCUCUGCGCAAGCUCUGGCCGGACUUUUGGCAGUAUUUGGAAGGACAUGCCGCGUGGGUGCCACUCACGGUUCCUCUACUCACGGGCGAGGGUGAGAUCGUCAUGGAUGAGGCUACUCGUGCGGCGUCGAACGCGCGCCUCGCGGAGUUCAAGAAGGAACUUGAACAGCUGGACGAAAAGCUAGAAGAGGCGCAUCGCAAAAUGUUCGACAUUGACGAUGGGUCGGACAGCAACGAGGAAGAGAAGACCGACGAAGAAGAUGAUUCCGACGGUAGUAAAGAACAAAUCGGCACGCCUUGCAAUACCCCAGGCUCGCACGACACGGAUGGUACGUCACCGCCUUCUAGCAAGCGCAGAUCACAUGAGCGAGGAGACCCGAACGAUAGCACGAAGGCUGACGGUUGCCAUCCUGAUGAUGGCCAAAAUCCCACAGCGAUCGGAGGGGAAGAGGCGCGGGAGUUUGAUGAGCUACCUGCAUUUGCAAAGACGAUGCUUGCGCGCAUCAGCGCUCACGAAGCCGAGAAUGAGCAACUUGCCGGUUACGUCGCUGACGAAGACAUCGAUCAAGACGCGUUCCUAGCGCAGUAUGGUCAGGGUAUUACGGGUUCUCAAGACGGCAAUCUACCUAACUCGACCGAGCCUAUUCAAGUCGCUGCGCCCGUCGAAGAAAUAAGCAUCGACCGCCUGGACGUGAACGGUGAUGACGAGCGUACUCUUGAGCAACGAGUCGCUGAGGAAUACGUGGAGGGUGGGCACAAUACGUUUUCUGAAGGGGAGUAUGAUGGCUUUGAUGAUGGGAUGAAGAAGAAGUAUCGCGAGGCUAUUGUAGAAGCCGUGGUCGAGGGCCUGGACUGA